UAACAAAAGUACAAAAAUUCUGUCAGUUCACUUCUUGUUUCUCUGUACUUCUUCACUUGAUGUUAUAGAACAAAGUCGACAAUAUUCAGUCAAGCCAGCAAGCCAAAACAGAGCAGCGGAUCAUGGAUCAGUUUGAAAUGGAAUGCAUGAUCUACACUCAAGAUCCCAUCUACUUGAAGUUCUUGAAUGAGAUUAGCGGCGAGAAAUUUUCAGAAGCGCAAUUACCUGUCUUUGAUAUAAAAAGCAAGUACAGUGAAAAUGCUGCAGGCAUAUUAUGAGAUUGUGGUGCAGAGGAUGGCUGACCAACUUCCAAUGCUGAUCUCCUUCUACAUGCUAAAGGAGACUGCUCAGCUCCUGUGUACUGACAUGCUGAGUAUACUGGAAGCGGCAAAUGUGAGCGAGCUCUUGUUUGAGGAUUCUGACGUCAGCAAAAGACGCAAAGACUUGCAGUCUCGUCUGGCCCGUUUGACUGCUGGUCAGGAAGCACUUAGUGAUUUUAUUUGAGAGAUCAAAGGAUGUUAUCUUACAUUAUACAUAAUAUAGCCUAUUUGACAGCUUGAUCCAUGAAAAUAUUUUGAGCAUAUGAAUACACAGUAUCC
Messenger RNA from Cyprinus carpio (common carp), 599 nucleotides. Its product is annotated as interferon-induced GTP-binding protein Mx-like. Gene Ontology annotation, molecular function: GTPase activity; GTP binding. NCBI's taxonomy places the organism in Eukaryota, Metazoa, Chordata, Actinopteri, Cypriniformes, Cyprinidae. The coding region runs from base 259 to 504 and encodes 81 amino acids. The transcript has 2 exons. The record is from RefSeq and is a predicted model, not a curated record.